Condylostylus longicornis is the source of this 4033-nucleotide messenger RNA. RefSeq names its product polyubiquitin-C. Gene Ontology annotation, cellular component: nucleus; cytoplasm. The transcript has 2 exons. Lineage: Eukaryota; Metazoa; Arthropoda; Insecta; Diptera; Dolichopodidae. Gene Ontology annotation, molecular function: protein tag activity; ubiquitin protein ligase binding. The record is from RefSeq and is a predicted model, not a curated record. The coding region runs from base 295 to 3948 and encodes 1217 amino acids. Gene Ontology annotation, biological process: protein ubiquitination; modification-dependent protein catabolic process.
UUUAAAACGAAAGCAAUUCGAAAUUUUCUUCAGAAACUUGUAGUUUUUUGUCAAGAGCAAAGCAAAGAAAAGCAAUUGAAAUAGAAAAGUUAGUGCUGAGGAAGAAAAAAGAAAUAAUUUAUUAAAAAUUAAAUUAAUUGUAAAACAAAAGGAAUUAAAAUAAAUAUUGUAAAAAAAAAAGUGAAAAUCCAAGUUAACUUUGAAAAACAUUUUGUAAAAAAAAUCAAAUUUGAUUGAUCACCAAAAAAUUUUAGUCUGUGUUAAUUUUGAAGGACAAAAAUAUAAAGCAUCAUCAUGCAAAUUUUCGUAAAAACUUUGACUGGUAAAACCAUUACAUUGGAAGUAGAAUCAUCUGAUACUAUCGAAAAUGUUAAAGCUAAAAUUCAAGAUAAAGAAGGUAUUCCACCAGAUCAACAACGUUUGAUUUUUGCCGGAAAACAAUUGGAAGAUGGCCGUACAUUGUCUGAUUACAAUAUUCAAAAAGAAUCUACUUUGCAUUUAGUAUUACGUCUCCGUGGUGGAAUGCAAAUUUUCGUAAAAACCUUAACAGGCAAGACAAUUACUUUGGAAGUAGAACCAUCAGAUACUAUUGAAAAUGUAAAAGCAAAAAUCCAAGAUAAAGAAGGUAUUCCACCAGAUCAACAACGUUUGAUUUUUGCUGGUAAACAAUUGGAAGAUGGACGCACAUUAUCUGAUUACAAUAUUCAAAAAGAAUCUACUUUACAUUUAGUAUUACGUCUCCGUGGUGGAAUGCAAAUUUUCGUAAAAACCUUAACAGGCAAGACAAUUACUUUGGAAGUAGAACCAUCAGAUACUAUUGAAAAUGUAAAAGCAAAAAUCCAAGAUAAAGAAGGUAUUCCACCAGAUCAACAACGUUUGAUUUUUGCUGGUAAACAAUUGGAAGAUGGACGCACAUUAUCUGAUUACAAUAUUCAAAAAGAAUCUACUUUACAUUUAGUAUUACGUCUCCGUGGUGGAAUGCAAAUUUUCGUAAAAACCUUAACAGGCAAGACAAUUACUUUGGAAGUAGAACCAUCUGACACAAUUGAAAAUGUGAAAGCAAAAAUCCAAGAUAAAGAAGGUAUUCCACCAGAUCAACAACGUUUGAUUUUUGCCGGCAAACAGCUAGAAGAUGGACGCACAUUAUCCGACUACAAUAUUCAAAAAGAGUCAACAUUACAUCUUGUCCUUCGUUUAAGAGGUGGUAUGCAAAUCUUCGUUAAAACUUUAACAGGCAAAACUAUUACUUUGGAAGUUGAACCAUCUGACACCAUUGAAAAUGUAAAAGCUAAAAUUCAAGACAAGGAAGGUAUUCCACCAGAUCAACAACGUUUGAUUUUUGCUGGUAAACAAUUGGAAGAUGGCCGUACGUUGUCCGACUACAACAUUCAAAAAGAAUCCACCCUUCAUUUGGUAUUACGUCUCCGUGGUGGAAUGCAAAUUUUCGUAAAAACCUUAACAGGCAAGACAAUUACUUUGGAAGUAGAACCAUCUGACACAAUUGAAAAUGUGAAAGCAAAAAUCCAAGAUAAAGAAGGUAUUCCACCAGAUCAACAACGUUUGAUUUUUGCCGGCAAACAGCUAGAAGAUGGGCGCACAUUAUCCGACUACAAUAUUCAAAAAGAGUCAACAUUACAUCUUGUCCUUCGUUUAAGAGGUGGUAUGCAAAUCUUCGUUAAAACUUUAACAGGCAAAACUAUUACUUUGGAAGUUGAACCAUCUGACACCAUUGAAAAUGUAAAAGCUAAAAUUCAAGACAAGGAAGGUAUUCCACCAGAUCAACAACGUUUGAUUUUUGCUGGUAAACAAUUGGAAGAUGGCCGUACGUUGUCCGACUACAACAUUCAAAAAGAAUCCACCCUUCAUUUGGUAUUACGUCUCCGUGGUGGUAUGCAAAUUUUCGUAAAGACCUUAACAGGCAAGACAAUUACUUUGGAAGUAGAACCAUCAGAUACUAUUGAAAAUGUAAAAGCAAAAAUCCAAGAUAAAGAAGGUAUUCCACCAGAUCAACAACGUUUGAUUUUUGCCGGCAAACAGCUAGAAGAUGGGCGCACAUUAUCCGACUACAAUAUUCAAAAAGAGUCAACAUUACAUCUUGUCCUUCGUUUAAGAGGUGGUAUGCAAAUCUUCGUUAAAACUUUAACAGGCAAAACUAUUACUUUGGAAGUUGAACCAUCUGACACCAUUGAAAAUGUAAAAGCUAAAAUUCAAGACAAGGAAGGAAUUCCACCAGAUCAACAACGUUUGAUUUUUGCUGGUAAACAAUUGGAAGAUGGCCGUACGUUGUCCGACUACAACAUUCAAAAAGAAUCCACCCUUCAUUUGGUAUUACGUCUUCGAGGUGGUAUGCAAAUUUUCGUAAAGACCUUAACAGGCAAGACAAUUACUUUGGAAGUAGAACCAUCAGAUACUAUUGAAAAUGUAAAAGCAAAAAUUCAAGAUAAAGAAGGUAUUCCACCAGAUCAACAACGUUUGAUUUUUGCUGGUAAACAAUUGGAAGAUGGACGUACAUUAUCUGAUUACAAUAUUCAAAAAGAAUCCACCCUUCAUUUGGUAUUACGUCUCCGUGGUGGUAUGCAAAUUUUCGUAAAGACCUUAACAGGCAAGACAAUUACUUUGGAAGUAGAACCAUCAGAUACUAUUGAAAAUGUAAAAGCAAAAAUCCAAGAUAAAGAAGGUAUUCCACCAGAUCAACAACGUUUGAUUUUUGCCGGCAAACAGCUAGAAGAUGGGCGCACAUUAUCCGACUACAAUAUUCAAAAAGAGUCAACAUUACAUCUUGUCCUUCGUUUAAGAGGUGGUAUGCAAAUCUUCGUUAAAACUUUAACAGGCAAAACUAUUACUUUGGAAGUUGAACCAUCUGACACCAUUGAAAAUGUAAAAGCUAAAAUUCAAGACAAGGAAGGAAUUCCACCAGAUCAACAACGUUUGAUUUUUGCUGGUAAACAAUUGGAAGAUGGCCGUACGUUGUCCGACUACAACAUUCAAAAAGAAUCCACCCUUCAUUUGGUAUUACGUCUUCGAGGUGGUAUGCAAAUUUUCGUAAAGACCUUAACAGGCAAGACAAUUACUUUGGAAGUAGAACCAUCAGAUACUAUUGAAAAUGUAAAAGCAAAAAUCCAAGAUAAAGAAGGUAUUCCACCAGAUCAACAACGUUUGAUUUUUGCUGGUAAACAAUUGGAAGAUGGACGCACAUUAUCUGAUUACAAUAUUCAAAAAGAAUCUACUUUACAUUUAGUAUUACGUCUCCGUGGUGGAAUGCAAAUCUUCGUUAAAACUUUAACAGGCAAAACUAUUACUUUGGAAGUUGAACCAUCUGACACCAUUGAAAAUGUAAAAGCAAAAAUUCAAGACAAAGAAGGCAUUCCUCCAGAUCAACAGCGUCUAAUCUUCGCUGGUAAACAAUUGGAAGAUGGCCGUACGUUGUCCGACUACAACAUUCAAAAAGAGUCCACCCUUCACUUAGUAUUACGUCUACGUGGUGGUAUGCAAAUUUUCGUAAAGACCUUAACAGGUAAAACAAUCACAUUGGAAGUUGAACCAUCUGACACAAUUGAAAAUGUAAAAGCAAAAAUUCAAGACAAAGAAGGCAUUCCUCCAGAUCAACAACGUCUAAUCUUCGCUGGUAAACAAUUGGAAGAUGGCCGUACGUUGUCCGACUACAACAUUCAAAAAGAGUCCACCCUUCACUUAGUAUUACGUCUACGUGGUGGUAUGCAAAUUUUCGUAAAGACCUUAACAGGUAAAACAAUCACAUUGGAAGUUGAACCAUCUGACACAAUUGAAAACGUUAAAGCAAAAAUUCAAGACAAAGAAGGCAUUCCUCCAGAUCAACAACGUUUAAUCUUCGCUGGUAAACAAUUGGAAGAUGGGAGAACCCUGUCUGAUUACAAUAUUCAAAAAGAGUCUACUUUACAUUUAGUAUUACGGCUUCGUGGUGGUAUUUAAAAAUUUUUUGGUGAAUUUAAAUUUUUUGCUGAUAAAUUUAGAUUUAUUUUUAAAAUUUUUAUUUGAAUAAAGGAGUUAAAUUGAA